Messenger RNA from Coffea arabica (coffee), 3527 nucleotides. Its product is annotated as eukaryotic translation initiation factor 3 subunit A-like. Lineage: Eukaryota; Viridiplantae; Streptophyta; Magnoliopsida; Gentianales; Rubiaceae. The record is from RefSeq and is a predicted model, not a curated record. Gene Ontology annotation, biological process: translation reinitiation; formation of cytoplasmic translation initiation complex. Gene Ontology annotation, cellular component: eukaryotic translation initiation factor 3 complex, eIF3e; eukaryotic translation initiation factor 3 complex, eIF3m; multi-eIF complex. Gene Ontology annotation, molecular function: translation initiation factor activity; mRNA binding.
AAAGGCUAAUUACAUUUAUCUAUCGUCAGGUCGCACUCUUGGUUCUUCUCAGGUUUUAGGGCAAGCAGAUAAGAGGCGCCCCCGCUGCAACCAGAAAUCGAGGCCGAUUAAGUGGAAGACCGGGAACUCCAACGCCGCUACCAACGAUUCCUUCCUUCCCUUCCAAUUUCCGUGGGCCGCAAGUGUCGACACCCAGCAGCCCGCGGCACGAAUAGAUCGACCCCAUAGACUUCUCCAUUAAAGCCCUCUAUCACAGUUAUUAUACCUCAUUGACUAGAUUUUCAGAAAUGUCGACCUUUGCCAAACCUGAGAAUGCUUUGAAGCGCGCUGAAGAGUUGAUAACUGUUGGCCAAAAGCAAGAAGCACUGCAAGCUCUGCAUGACCUUAUUACCUCCAGGAGGUAUAGAGCAUGGCAAAAGACUCUCGAGAGAAUCAUGUUCAAGUAUGUAGAGCUAUGUGUUGACAUGAGGAGAGGGAGGUUUGCCAAGGAUGGUUUAAUUCAGUACCGUAUUGUAUGUCAACAAGUCAACAUUAAUUCACUGGAGGAGGUGAUAAAGCAUUUUAUGCAUUUGGCCACUGAAAAAGCUGAACUUGCACGCAGUCAGGCGCAAGCUUUAGAAGAAGCUUUGGAUGUUGAGGACCUCGAAGCUGAUAAAAGACCUGAAGAUCUUAUGUUGAGUUAUGUUAGUGGCGAGAAAGGAAAGGAUAGAUCUGAUCGAGAACUUGUUACACCAUGGUUUAAAUUUUUGUGGGAGACAUACAGAACUGUUUUGGAAAUUCUACGAAACAACUCAAAAUUGGAGGGACUCUAUGCGAUGACAGCUCACCGUGCCUUCCAGUUUUGUAAGCAAUACAAAAGAACAACUGAGUUCAGACGAUUGUGUGAAAUCAUCAGGAAUCAUCUAGCAAAUCUCAACAAGUACAGAGACCAAAGGGACCGGCCGGAUCUCUCUGCUCCAGAAAGCUUACAGCUGUAUCUGGACACCAGAUUUGAGCAAUUGAGAGUUGCUACUGAACUAGAACUUUGGCAGGAAGCUUUUCGGUCGAUUGAGGAUAUACAUGGAUUGAUGUGCUUGGUCAAGAAAACUCCAAAAGCAUCUUUGAUGGUGGUUUAUUACGCCAAACUAACAGAAAUAUUUUGGAUAUCAUCCAGUCACCUCUAUCAUGCUUAUGCAUGGCUUAAGCUUUUCUCCCUUCAGAAGAGCUUUAAUAAGAACCUGAGCCAGAAGGAUUUGCAAUUGAUAGCAUCAUCUGUUGUAUUAGCUGCACUUUCAGUUCCUCCUUAUGAUCACUCACAGGGUGUGUCUCAUUUGGAGCUUGAGAAUGAGAAAGAAAGGAAUUUGAAGGUUGCUAAUCUUAUUGGAUUUGAUGUUGAACCCAGAUCUGAAGGCAAAGAAGUGCUAUCUCGGGCUGGCCUUCUUGCAGAACUGGUAUCAAAAGGAGUAAUGUCAUGUGUCACACAAGAAGUAAAAGAUCUUUACCAUCUACUAGAGCAUGAGUUUAUCCCAUUGGAUUUGGCUACAAAAGUACAGCCAUUGUUAACCAAAAUCUCGAAGCUUGGGGGUAAGCUUUCUUCAGCUUCUUCUGUUCCAGAAGUCCAACUGUCUCAAUAUGUUCCUGCUCUUGAAAAGCUUGCCGCUUUGAGGUUGCUGCAACAGGUAUCUCAGGUGUAUCAGACGAUGAAGAUUGAAACUUUAUCUAAGAUGAUCUCUUUCUUUGAUUUUGCUGUUGUUGAGAAGAUAUCUGUUGAUGCUGUCAAACACAAUUUUAUUCCUAUGAAAGUUGAUCACAUGAAGGGUGCUGUUUUCUUUGGUCAACAAACUUUAGAAUCUGAUGGCCUUCGGGAUCACUUAGCCCUCUUUGCUGAAUCACUGAGCAAAGCAAGGGUCAUGAUUUAUCCUCCUGUGAAGAAGGCACGGAAACUAGGGGAAACGCUCUCAGGUUUAUCAGAAAUUGUGGAAAAGGAACACAAAAGACUUCUUGCACGUAAGUCGAUAAUUGAGAAACGCAAAGAAGAACAAGAACGUCAACUCUUGGAGAUGGAGAGGGAGGAGGAAUCAAAGAGGUUGAAAUUGCAAAAGAUUACUGAAGAGGCAGAACAGAAAAGGCUUGCUACUGAGUAUGAGCAAAGGAAGAAUCAGAGGAUCCUCAAGGAAAUAGAGGAGAGGGAGCUAGAAGAGGCCCAAGCUUUGCUGCAAGAAGCUGAAAAACGCAGCAAGAAGAAGGGGAAGAAACCAGUUCUCGAGGGAGAAAAGAUUACCAAGCAAACCUUGAUGGAAAUGGCCCUGACUGAACAACUGAGGGAGAGACAAGAGAUGGAGAAAAAGUUACAGAGGUUUGCUAAAACAAUGGACUAUUUGGAGAGAGCCAAAAGGGAAGAGGCAGCACCCCUGGUUGAAGCUACGUUUCAACAAAGAUUAGUAGAAGAGGCUGCUGUUCAUGAGCAUGAGGAACAGCAAGAGAUUGAGCUCAGCAGACAACGGCAUGCAGGAGAUCUUGAGGAAAAAAGGAGGCUUGGACGCAUGUUGGAAAACAAGAAACUAUUUCACGAAAGAGUUGUUAGUCGCAGGGAAGAUGAAUUCAACAGGUUAAGGAAGGAGAGUCAAGAUCGAAUCAACCAAAUCAUCCAGACACGGAAACAGGAGAGGGAGAUUCAGAGAAAGAUGAUAUAUUAUCUGAGAGCUGAGGAGGAGAGAUUAAGAAGACUGCGUGAAGAGGAGGAAGCGCGGCAGCGUGAAGAAGCGGAGAGACGAAGGAAAGAGGAAGCUGAACGAAAGGCUAAGUUGGAUGAGAUUGCUGAAAUUCAGAGGCAACGAGAACGUGAGCUGGAGGAAAAAGCGAAGAAGAUGAGAGAAGAGGCUUUGGGAAAACCAUCUUCUGUGGCUCCUAGGCCUGCUGAUCCGCCUGCUGUUGCACGCCCAACAGACCCAGUGCCAACUGUCCCAGCUGUUGCUGCACAAAAUACUGGAAAAUAUGUGCCCAGAUUCAAAAGGCAGCAAUCUGAGGCUGCUGGGCAAGCCCCACCUCCUGAAACUGGUGGAAGCAGGCUGGAUGAUCGAGCAUCACUGCCUGGUGAUCGGUGGCGUGAUGAUCGUAGGCCAUCCUAUGGUGGGGGCGCUUCAAGGCCUACUUGGUCAUCGAAUAGGAAUCGUGAACGUUAAUUCUGCAGCAUAUUGGCUUCAAGGAUUUUUUGCCCGUGAUUUGCCUAUUUGAGCUUUAUUUAAGAGACAUUUGCCAAGUCAUUUUUUGGAUUUUAUUGUAUGGUUAAGUUCUGGGAGCGGGUGUGUUUCGAGUAAAUUUACAUCUUGAGCAGCAGAAGCCAUUUUGGGAUUUUCAAGAGACGACCUAAUUUAUUUUUCCCCUCAUGCCCAAGAACCCUAGGACGUUGCCGCUUCCAUUUUCAUUUGUGCACUGUUUCUUACUGUUAUUACAGCUAUAUGGUUUUGUAUCAAAAUGUUUGCGUUUUUCCUUACCUGCUUGAAGCUGUAAACGUGAAAUUUUAUCAGCUUUGUGAAUUUUGUGGCUUA